CGGAGAGAGGGGAUUGUCACAGCAUGAUUUCGGACACACAGUCUACCUGCCGAAGGUGAGAGCGACUUCGCAAUCGGUAUUGUGCCGAUUGCAGAGCGGAUCAUUAUGGAAUUAGAGAGUCUGUUGAAGAAAAGUAAAAAACAACGUGGCAAGCUGCCGUCCGCUAACAUCGCUUUGGCAGUGUUUUCUUCAGGCAUCGGAGGAACUUUUCAGUAUGGAUAUAAUCUUUCCAUCAUUAACGCUCCGACCAGGGAUGUGCAGGCUUUCAUUAAUGAGACCUGGUUUGUUCGGACCGGAACUAAUCUGGAUGGUAGUCUCCUGAAUUUUCUGUGGUCUAUCAUCAUUUCAAUUUUUACUCUUGGUGGACUUCUUGGGGCAUGUUUGGGAGGGCACCUGGCCAUCAAAUUUGGUCGCAAAAGGACGCUCUUGAUUAUCAACAUCUUUAUCCUGGCCGGAUCCACCUUGAUGGGAACAAGUAAACCUGCUGGCAUUUUCGAACUUUUAAUAGUGGGCAGGUUUCUUGUGGGACUACAUUCAGGAGUCAGCCUGUGUGUGCAGCCUAUGUACCUGGGAGAAAUCGCUCCCAAGGCUUGGAGAGGAGCCAUAAUUAUGGGAAUCUCAAUAUUCUUAACAUUAGGAAUUCUAAUUGGCCAGGUGAUAGGACAAAGGGAGUUGCUGGGCAGGGAGCAACACUGGCAUAUCCUGCUCUCCACCAUCUGCGUCCCAGCUCUACUGCAGCUGCUGCUGUUGCCGUGGUGUCCUGAGAGCCCCAGGUACCUCCUGAUUGACAAAGGACUGGAAGCAAAAGCCCUCCAGAGUCUCAGGCAAUUGCACGGUGCUCAUUCCUACUUGAGUGAAUUGGAGGAUAUAGAGAAGGAGCGGGUGGCGAUACAGCUACAACGGUCAAAGGGACUAUGGGAACUUCUCACAAAUAGCUUGACUCGAUGGCAGCUGAUCACCGUCAUCAUGAUUAACAUCGGCCAGCAGCUCAGUGGUAUCAACGCUAUCUACUUCUAUGCCACUUACAUAUUUGAGAAAGCUGGAAUUGGCCAGGCAUACAUCCCAUAUGUUACUAUGGGAACGGGGGCCUGUGAGUGUUUCUCAGCCUUAUGCUGUGGCCUUUUGAUUGAAUGCCUGGGCAGACGAGCCCUCAUCCUUGGUGGCUAUUCGCUUAUGGCUCUGUGCUGCAUGUUAAUAACCCUCACACUAACCUAUCAGGCUUCUUACUUCUGGGUGCCUUACAUGACCAUGGUCUUUCUGUUUGCGUUUAUUCUGAGCUUUGGCCUGGGACCAGGGGGUGUUACCAACACGGUGACAGGGGAGUUGUUCACACAGACAGCACGUCCAGCUGCCUACAUGGCCAGUGGAGUCAUGAACUGGCUCAGCUUCUUUCUUAUCAGCAUCACAUUCCCAUUUAUUGUGGAGAGCAUGCAGCAUUUUUGUUUCCUCGUCUUCCUCGUCGAGUGCCUGCUGGUCACGCUCUUCAUUUACAUUGUCCUGCCCGAAACUAAAAACAAGUCCUUCGUGGAAAUCGAGCAAGAAUUUCGAACUCGGAAUUUCAAGGGCAUGUUGACAACCGUAACAGCAGAUGGUACCCUCAGGGAUAUGCAGAUGUCAACUUUCUGAAAACCUUAAUGUACAGGUUUGCCUCAGCCCAGCUGUGGGGGUAAAAUGCCCCGGUACUACACACUGUUAAUGCUACUUUCUUCCAGCAAACACCUGGUGUCUGGUGUUGCACAACUUGAAAUUUUUCUUGAAUUGCUUUGUUGACGAUGGAAUAUUAAAUUACAGGAUGUUAUGCUAAAUAAUAUAACUUAACUUACUGAGUGUUUCCAGUGCUUUCUGCUUUUAUUUUAUACCAGCACCAUUUAAACUUCUAGUCAAAAUAAAACAGAUAAUAACCCUGGUAAAAUAAAAAGCAUUUCUCA
Molecule: messenger RNA, 1928 nt
Organism: Hypanus sabinus (Atlantic stingray)
Lineage: Eukaryota; Metazoa; Chordata; Chondrichthyes; Myliobatiformes; Dasyatidae
Product: solute carrier family 2, facilitated glucose transporter member 11-like
Exons: 12
Coding region: 106-1626 (506 amino acids)
Biological process (GO): monosaccharide transmembrane transport
Cellular component (GO): membrane
Molecular function (GO): hexose transmembrane transporter activity
Source: RefSeq, a predicted model, not a curated record